Molecule: messenger RNA, 732 nt
Organism: Aricia agestis (brown argus)
Lineage: Eukaryota; Metazoa; Arthropoda; Insecta; Lepidoptera; Lycaenidae
Product: gamma-glutamylcyclotransferase-like
Exons: 3
Coding region: 124-693 (189 amino acids)
Molecular function (GO): gamma-glutamylcyclotransferase activity
Source: RefSeq, a predicted model, not a curated record
UACAAAAAGUUGGUAAACAUUUUAAGGGAAUUCAUAAAUAGGUAAUAUACAAAUACAUGUAAAUGUUGCGUAAUUAAGGAAGUUCCCUACAGCAUCAGUUUAUUUACUUUUACAUAGAUAUUUAUGAGUUCACCUAGCAAAAUGUGGUCACCGGUAAAGGAUCACUUCUACUAUUUUGCUUACGGCAGUAAUUUAUUGAAGAGACGGAUACGUAUCAAUAAUCCUACAGCAGAAUUUAUGGGAAUAGGUAAAUUGAAUGGCCACCAGUUAAAUUUUAUCAAAUAUUCUGAUCACUGGAGAGGAUCCUCUGCCACUAUCAUUCCAACGGAGUCAUCGUAUGUGUGGGGAGCUAUUUGGAGACUUCACGAUAAAGAUAUGACAUCUUUAGAUUGGCAAGAAGGAGUCAAGGACAAUUGGUAUUUUCCAAAGACAGUUGAUGUAAUCACAUCUGAUGGAAACACUGUUCCCUGUCGUACAUAUCAACAGACCAUCAAUCCACCACUUCGGAAACCAAAUGAGGACAUUCCACCAGAAAGAAGGCCAUCUAUUACAUAUUUAGAGUGCAUUCUCAAUGGUGCAAAGGAAUGUAAUUUACCGAAAGAUUAUGUUGCAGAACUGAAAAAAAUACCUCACAAUGGACAAGAGGCAUCACCCAAAAUGAUUGAAAAGUUGCAAAUGCAAGUAAAGAGCUAAAAAUAAGUUUGGUGUUGUUAUGUAAUUAUAAACAUAAGA